AAUUUUUAAAAACACAGAGAGAGAGAGACUUUCGAGACAGUUCCCCCAGUCUCUACGAUAGCACGGUUAUACUAUCUCAGCAGUAUGGUAGGAGUUGCCACUAUGAUUCCUGGAUGCUCGGUUUAUUGCGGUGGUCGUGUUUAAAUAGUUACAGCCCGUGCUACCACACAGGUUAUUCUCCGCGCAGGAGGAAGGCAAAGCGCUGUGCAGUCUGUGGAUUCGUUAGGGCGUGUCCCUUGCGCAGUGGAGACUCCCGUGGCUAAAUGCAUCCGGCUUAGUCCCUCCGUACUACUAUUACAUGCCUACAUUAACAGCAGCCACAGCAGAGAGUUCGGGGAGGCGGUUGCAGCCCCUCGGGUAGUCCAGGCAGGAGUUAGUGAGGACGCCAGGAGGAAGUAGAGCUCCGCGCUGCACGGUCGCCACUCCUCUGCCUUUACGCAGGGUCCAUCGGUGCUUUUCGCGCUGACAACGGCACCUUAUUUUUUUAACCCCCGCAUAAACUCGCAGUAAUGUAUAAAGUGUGGAGGAAACUCGUUUUCACCGAGGCCCAGUGCCUGAGCGACGAGGCCACGAAGAAUUUCCAGGAGUUGUUUGAGAAGUUGGACGUUAACAAAGAUGGCAGAGUGGAUAUCGCAGAACUGAAGGAGGGCCUGUCUGCAAUGGGCUUCGUCAUGGGGACAGACGCGGCACAGAAAAUAGUUUCCUCAGGGGACACUGAUAACGAUAAGCAGCUGGACUUCCUGGAGUUUUCCAACUACCUUAAGGAACAUGAGAAGAAGCUCAACUUGACCUUCAAGAGUCUGGACAAGAACAAUGAUGGCCGCAUCGAUUACACGGAGAUUCAGCAGGCACUUAAGGAUUUGGGAGUGAGCAUCUCGAAGGAGAACGCUGAGAAGAUCCUCAAGAGCAUUGACGUGGAUGGCACUAUGACAGUGGACUGGAAUGAGUGGAGGGAGCACUUCCUGUUUAACCCAGCCACAGACCUGCAGGAGAUCAUACGCUACUGGAAGCACUCCACCGUGUUGGAUAUCGGGGACAGUCUAACUAUCCCUGAUGAGUUUACUGAAGAGGAGAAAGCCACAGGUAUCUGGUGGAAGCAGCUGGUUGCCGGGGCGAUGGCAGGGGCCGUCUCCCGCACAGGCACCGCCCCUUUAGACAGGAUGAAGGUCUUCAUGCAGGUGCAUGCUUCAAAGUCCAACGAAAUCAGUCUGAUUGGUGGAUUUAAGCAGAUGAUCAAAGAGGGCGGGAUCACGUCUCUGUGGAGAGGCAACGGGGUCAACGUCCUGAAGAUCGCCCCGGAAACGGCCAUCAAGUUCAUGGCAUACGAGCAGUACAAGAAGCUUCUGUCUAAAGAGGGUGGGCAGGUGAAGACCCAUGAAAGGUUUAUGGCUGGGUCUCUGGCCGGGGCCACCGCGCAGACCGCCAUCUACCCCAUGGAGGUGAUGAAGACAAGACUUACGCUGCGGAAGACGGGCCAGUAUUCCGGAAUGUUCGACUGCGCCAGGAAGAUCCUGAAGAGGGAGGGAGUGAAGGCCUUCUAUAAGGGCUACAUUCCCAACAUCCUGGGUAUCAUUCCCUACGCCGGCAUCGACCUGGCUGUUUAUGAGACUCUAAAGAAUACCUGGCUAUCACGCUACGCAAAAGACUCGGCCAACCCUGGAAUUCUGGUUCUACUGGGCUGUGGAACCAUCUCCAGCACCUGUGGGCAGCUGGCCAGUUACCCCCUGGCCCUGAUCCGCACACGGAUGCAGGCGCAAGCGUCUCUAGAGGGCUCAGAGCAGGUGUCCAUGAGCAAGCUCACGAAGAAGAUCUUCGAGAAGGAGGGUUUUUUUGGCCUGUACCGCGGGAUCCUGCCCAACUUCAUGAAAGUCAUCCCUGCUGUCAGUAUCAGCUACGUGGUGUACGAGUACAUGAAGUCUGGCUUGGGCAUCUCCAAGUGAGCUGUGCGUGUGUGCGUGUGUGUGAGCGUGUGUGUGAGAGAGAAUAGCAUGUGGAGUGACAGAGCAGUGUAAAGGUAUGUAUGUACCAGGCAGUCGUGUGGGGAUGGCCCGAGUGCAUGCCUGCCUCUAUACUGAGUCGUCUAAUACUGUUUCUAUUACUGUUUGUCAACUGCACAUUAUUCCUGAAAUGUCUUCCAGUGCCAGGAUGUGAGUUUCCCAACGCAUCACAACAUUCCAAGUUAUCUGGAAUACCCCUAGCAGAUGGGCAGUUGGUUUUAUAUGUAUCUUGUGGAAUAUGCAGUUGCUUGUCAGAUAUCUGAGAGUAUUUUACAUUUAUACGAAUUGUAGGUAGUUAUCAACUAUAAAGAUUUUGAGGUGUGAUUUUAGUUAUGCCAAAAAUUGCAAGAUCAAAAGGUCUUUUAUGGGUUAUGGGGUUUCAUUUUUGGUUGUUUGUUUAUUGCAACAGCAGCAGGAUAAUUUCUUGCAUGUUCUCUAAAAAUAUUUGUGAUAUUAAUUUUAGGUCACAUCGCACAGUUGGUAAUGUCCCCCUCUGCUCAGGGGGUGCUGUUUAACACACCUGAAUCAGUGCUCCUGAUGACCUUUCGCUGCAAGGCAUUUUGGGAAAUGUGCCUAGUGCACCAACAAAACAAGACACAGGCAUAUUUAGUUCCAUUAUUGAAUAAAAAAACCACUCAGUCUAAGUUUCCUCAGGUUUACAUGUUUUUUUAAUGCUUUAACAUACAGAUCUUUGCUCUGGAUGGCAAACGUCCAGCAUACACUCUCAACUCACUUGAUGUGUUUAGAAACACUUCUUUAUUAGAAGCAUCUGGUAGGUGCACCAGUAAGAGUCUACAGCCUGUCUGCUGCCUGCACAGUUUGAGUCUGUGGUCUGAGCACAGGAGUGCUGUUGCCGGGACGAUCCUGAGUGCAAGACCAAGCUCAACCCAGCAGUGUCACUGACACGCGUGACAGUCUGUAACAAACAUAUAACAAACAUGUAAGGAGCCAGACCUGCUCACAUCAGCACAACCCCCCAUCGUGUGUGGUGACCUGUGCUCAGCAGCACUAGGGGUGCAGCCUGCAACUGUGUCAAAGCAGAACAGGUGUUUCUAAGAAAGGGACUUGUGAGUGUAUGGUGUCUGUACUCUGAAAUGCAAAAAUAUGCAAAACAUCUUGUCCAUAUGUUGAUGAAAUAAUAACUGUUGGCUGUGUUCUUGCUGUUCUGUUGGACAGCACGUCGCUGCUGUUUGAGACGUAUGUGUGCCUUAUUUACUCUGCAGACUGUCUGUGAAUUGGCAGAAAUUGGCAGGUUGCUUUUUUAUCUCCUGAUGUUUACUUAUAUUACAAUUCCCCUGUUUACAUUAAAGUUAAAAAAGAAUAUGCCAAUAAAUUUGGUCUUUUUUGUGUUGUGUGAUGUGCAUGUAGCUAAAUUAUAAAAUGUAGCCUCUUUAUAAGCAACUUCCCAGGACGAAAGGACAUAUCAGGUAGAGGUUGACGUCACACCCUUUGGCCAGGGAGUGCGUUAUGAUGUAUGUAAUGAUGUCACACCCUUUGGCCAGGAGGUGCGUUAUGAUGUAUGUAAUGAUGUCACACCCUUUGGCCAGGGAGUGCGUUAUGAUGUAUGUAAUGAUGUCACACCCUUUGGCCAGGGAGUGUGUUAUGAUGUAUGUAGUGAUUCCUUCAACUUGAGGUCGACUCCCAAAGACCUGCUCAGUAUAAAAACUUGCAGGCCCUCGCUAUGUGAAGCCAAUUGACGGCCAUCUUCUACUGCCCUCUACUGGGGUGAAGGUUUAGUGUCGUUUAAACAGUUCCGUCUACGUGAAUGCAAAAGAACGCGUUAGGAAUACAAAUACCAUUAGAGUAAAGCUUGUAAAGUGUUUAAUGGUGGUUUUGCAGUGCUAUUUUCAUACACGUAAUCAUACUGAGGUUCACUGGAGAGAGAAUUUUUUUCAUGUUUCCUGAACAACCCAGAUCAAGCUAGUGUUUGCUUUAGUUUCAAACUCAGCAAACUGAUGCAGAGAAGCAAGUCAUUGUCGUCUUCCCUUUUUUAUUAAAACAAUCCCUUCAUCUGUCAUGCGUGCAUAGACUACUGAGCCCUGACGUGAAGGACAUCUCAAAAACGACAUUUUGGGUUUCUGUAAUAGGACUGAUUGUUAAAUGAGAUACAAGCGUCUAUCGGAGCCGG
Molecule: messenger RNA, 4125 nt
Organism: Electrophorus electricus (electric eel)
Lineage: Eukaryota; Metazoa; Chordata; Actinopteri; Gymnotiformes; Gymnotidae
Gene: slc25a24
Product: solute carrier family 25 member 24
Biological process (GO): transmembrane transport
Cellular component (GO): mitochondrial inner membrane
Molecular function (GO): calcium ion binding
Source: RefSeq, a predicted model, not a curated record